Messenger RNA from Pseudogymnoascus destructans, 1601 nucleotides. It is a transcript of the gene AIM6, whose product is annotated as Altered inheritance of mitochondria protein 6. The transcript is spliced from 2 exons. Bases 176 to 1510 code for a protein of 444 amino acids. The record is from RefSeq and is a predicted model, not a curated record. NCBI's taxonomy places the organism in Eukaryota, Fungi, Ascomycota, Leotiomycetes, Thelebolales, Thelebolaceae. Gene Ontology annotation, biological process: lipid metabolic process. Gene Ontology annotation, molecular function: phosphoric diester hydrolase activity.
AUCAAGUGCGAUUGUCCAACUUGCACCUUCUUAAAAUUAGAGAUAUGGUCUGUGGUAUUUCAAUUGCUGGCAUUUGAUUGUGCCACGACCCGAGUCUGGAGAUACAGCGACUACAACUUAAGACGGGACAUCGUCACAAGACGACGCUUCUCGGCGCAAUCGAGCGCUUUUUAUUAUGUCAGAAGCCGGACCUUCAUCUGCCGGUCACCGGAUCUCGACUGGCGAAUUCACCGACGAUGAGAACUUAGAUAUCCCGUUGAGAGAUAUUCGCGAGGCCGAAUUCGAGCGCCUCGAAGCUGGGCCAGUGACAAAGGAGGCUGUCGAAGACGAGAAGAAACGGAGCAGCCGAUGGCCUCUAUGGCCGUUAAAUAAACGGCGGGGCUCCUCAGCUGGGUAUGCGAAAGUGGGUGAUGAUGAUGAUGAUGCCGCCAGCCCCCUGGCAGCCAAGGGCCUGAAAUCGAAGCCGACGAAGAAAGCGAGCGGGAGGAAGCUAGUAUGGGGAAUUUUCAUUUUCCUCAUCAUCUCUAAUCUCUGCUUCCUCGUUGCCGCGUCUUUCACAGGCCCGAUGUCCAACCCACUCUCACGCUGGGGUGCUCCCGGCACCACGAGCGAAGGCCUCUCCUGGUACCCGACCGACUUCCUCCGCGACGUGCAGCCAAUCCCUUGUCACUCUCACAAUGACUAUUGGCGCACCGUCCCCCUUUUCUCCGCGCUGCACGCAGGCUGCAUCAGCGUCGAAGCAGACGUGUGGCUGUUCCCCUCAGUGGAAACCCUCUUCAUAGGACACAACACCGCCUCCUUGACCGACAACCGCACAUUUACAUCUCUCUACGUUGAUCCAUUGGUAAAGAUCCUAGAGGAUAAUAACCCGAAGAGCGAAUUCAACAGCGGCUCAAUGAACGGCGUCUUCGACACCGACUCCAGCCAGUCCCUGACCCUCCUCGUCGACGUCAAAACCGACGGCACACAAACCUGGGCAGAAGUACUGCUCGAGCUACAACCGCUGCGUGAACGCGGCUGGUUAACAUUUAUGGAAAACUCCACUGUCCACCAGCGACCUAUCACAGUAGUUGGGACGGGGAACACCCCCUUUGACGUCCUUACAUCCAACUCCACCUACCGUGACGCGUUCUUCGACGCUCCCCUCCAAAACAUGUACGAGGAUGCCAAUGGUGUCGCUUCAAAAACCACCGCCGUCACCACCCCCGGCGGCCAAGGUACAACCGGCACAAGCGCCACCGAUUCCUACACAUCUCUAAACUCUUUUUACGCCUCAACCUCGUUCGAAGAGGUUCUCGGUAAAAUGUGGUUCUUCAACCUCUCCGACGAGCAGAAAGAGACGAUUCGUGGGCAGAUACGCGGCGCGAAGCGUAGGGGGCUGAAGGCGAGGUACUGGGAUCAGCCGACGUGGCCGAUGCAUGUGAGGAAUGAGAUCUGGAAGUUCCUAUGGGAGGAGGGGGUGGCGGUGUUGAAUGUCAAUGAUAUAGAGGGGGUGAAGAAGGUGUGGUAGUAGGAUGGUGUAUCACCUCACCGAUUAAUGCAUUUUAAGCGCGUAUAUAGAUAGCUGAUGGUAAUGAUCGCAUUCGCAAAUAAUUCUAAAU